AGUUGGUUCCAGUCAAAAGAUCCGAUGAGAUUGUUAAUUGUGCUAAGUAUUUGCGUUGCGUUAGCCUCCGCUGGCUAUGGUGGUGGCAGUGGUGCCGGUUCCUCGGCCGCGGCAUCCGCUUCGGCCAGCUCAAGCGCCGAUGCAGGCGGUAAAUUGGGCGGCGGUGGAUUGGGCGGCGGUGGAUUGGGCGGCGGCCUAGGAUUGGGACUAGGCGGCAUCGGCAUUGGCGGUGGCGGCGGCAAGCAUGGAGGCCUAGGCCUGGGCCUGGGUCUAGGAGGUGGUGCCGGUGGCGGUGGCGGCAGCGCUAGCAGUUCAGCUGGUUCUUCGGCGACCGGAGGCGGCGGUAGCUACGGUGGAGGUGGCCCUGGAUUUGGAGGCGGUGGCCAUGGAGGCGGCGGCCUUGGAGGCGGUGGUCUUGGAGGCGGUGGCCAUGGAGGUGGUGGCCAUGGAGGUGGUGGCCAUGGAGGCGGUGGUUUUGCUGGAGGAUCAGCUGGCGGUGGCCAUGGAGGCGGUGGCCUUGGAGGCGGUGGCCUUGGAGGCGGUGGUUUUGCUGGAGGAUCAGCUGGCGGUGGUCUUGGAGGCGGUGGUCAUGGAGGUGGUGGCCAUGGAGGCGGUGGUUUUGCUGGAGGAUCAGCUGGCGGUGGCCAUGGAGGCGGUGGCCAUGGAGGUGGUGGAUCACUUGGAGGUGGUUACGCUGGAGGAUCAGCUGGCGGCGGCCAUGGAGCCGGUGGUUUUGCUGGAGGAUCAGCUGGAGGUGGCCAUGGAGCCGGUGGUUUUGCUGGGGGAUCAGCUGGCGGUGGUCAUGGAGGCGGUGGCCUUGGAGGCGGUGGCCAUGGAGGCGGUGGUUUUGCUGGAGGAUCAGCUGGCGGUGGCCAUGGAGGCGGUGGCCAUGGAGGUGGUGGAUCACUUGGAGGUGGUUACGCUGGAGGAUCAGCUGGCGGCGGCCAUGGAGCCGGUGGUUUUGCUGGAGGAUCAGCUGGAGGUGGCCAUGGAGCCGGUGGUUUUGCUGGAGGAUCAGCUGGAGGUGGUCAUGGAGGUGGUGGCGGCGGCCAUGGAGGUGGUGGCUUCGGCGGAGGACCAAUUGGUGGUGGCCAUGCUGGCAUUGGACUCGGCGGUGGUCAUUUAGGCGGUGGGGGCGGCGGACAUGGACUUGGUGGCGGUAUUGGAGGAGGCAGUGCAGACGCCUCAGCGAGCUCAAGUGCAACUGCAGGACAUGGCGGAGGUAACAUUGGUGGCGGCCACGGUGGUGGUUUCGGAAUUGGAGGCCCUGGAGGCGGUAUCGGGCUCGGCGGCAAGCAUGGAGGCGGUGGCUACGGUGGUGGUAGGAAACAUGGCGGAGGCAUUGGCAUUGGAGGUCAUGGCGGUGGUGGUGGCUAUGGCAAAGGUGGUGCCAGCUCCUCAGCUUCCGCGUCAGCCUCUUCCUCUGCAGGCAGCUAUGGCCGUUAAUUUUAAGUCGUAAGCUUCCCAAUUUGUACCAACUAAACAGCGAAAGAGUAUUUCCCAGGCGAUAUUGAUCUAUCCAAUAAAUUUUUUUACUAAACAAACA
Molecule: messenger RNA, 1546 nt
Organism: Drosophila grimshawi
Lineage: Eukaryota; Metazoa; Arthropoda; Insecta; Diptera; Drosophilidae
Product: glycine-rich cell wall structural protein
Exons: 1
Coding region: 25-1446 (473 amino acids)
Source: RefSeq, a predicted model, not a curated record